This is a messenger RNA of Cajanus cajan (pigeon pea), 970 nucleotides long. RefSeq names its product Bifunctional inhibitor/lipid-transfer protein/seed storage 2S albumin superfamily protein. NCBI's taxonomy places the organism in Eukaryota, Viridiplantae, Streptophyta, Magnoliopsida, Fabales, Fabaceae. The record is from RefSeq and is a predicted model, not a curated record.
AUUCACGCGCGCUUCACCUUGGCCACAAAUUGAACAUAUCCUAAUCCUUUAACGAAAUCCAACCUAUGCGAAUUCCAAAUCAUUUUAAGCUGGAUCCUCCUCUAACCAGAGAUUCCAUGACGUAGUUUUGGUCGAGGAAAAUGAAUCCAAAGGGUUCAAAGUUGGUUUGCACUUUCAUCCUGCUCAAUUUUCUUUUCUUCAUUUCAAUUGCAUCUGAUAAUCUCCCAUGCCCUCCAAAAUCUACUACCCCACCUUCCUCUGCACCGCAGAAAUGCCCCGAAGAUACGCUUAAAUUUGGUGUUUGUGGAAGCUGGUUAGGCUUGGUCAGGGAAGAAAUUGGGACUAGACCAAGCGAGAAGUGUUGCACGCUGGUGAAAGGCCUCGCUGAUCUUGAAGCAGCACUGUGUUUGUGCACAGCUAUUAAAGCCAAUGUGUUGGGACCUGUCAAGAUCAAAGUGCCUGUUGCUCUAAGUUUGCUUGUCAAUGCUUGUGGAAAGAAGGCUUAGCUUUAAGGAGAAAAAAUGAAGUAAAUUGGAUGAAAAUGGUGUGAAGUUGAAUUUGUCAGCUGAGGCUAAAUGCUAAGAGCUGAGGCUAAGCGCUAGUUGUGAAGUUAUGCGUCAAUACUGAUUGCCAAGACUUAAGGCUCAGCACUAGAGCCCCUGGAAGAAGACCUUUUGGUGCAAAAAGUGACGCUCAGUGCCAUUUUAAUUAGGGCUUAGUGCCAAUUACGUAAUUGCAACAAAAGGCAAUUAUUUUAUACAAUUUUGGGUAGCUUUAGUUUAGGGGGUUAGAAAUGCUACAGCCUACCGGUAGAAGCUCUAAGAAAGGAACUUUAAUUGUGUUUUGGACCUUUCACUCUAUUUGCUUCCUUAAUCAUGUUUAGGAGUAGCUAAACUCCAUAUAUUCUUGUUGGGUUAAUUGUGAAUACUCAUUCUCAUGCACUUCUCUUUAUAAAUAAAUGUAUUUUUUU